AGCCCACGUUUCCAGAAGCAGACAGAAAAUCAACAUGGCGGCGGCGUUGACGACGAAGCGAAAGAGAUAUAGUAAGAAAUCAAAACAAAGCUGGAGAAAGAACACUAAUAUUAGAGAUGUUGAGGAACAUCUUGAAGAGGCAAGACGCGAGGAAAGAACCGGUGGUCCAGUUUCUGAAAAACCAGAUGAAAGCUUGUACUUUCUAGACCACAGAACUGAAGAGAGAAAAGUUACUGAAGGUAAACCUAAAGAAAAUUCAAGAAAACGAAAACUCCUGAAGGCUGAUCAGCUAUUACCAGAAAGCAAAAUUAAACCAAUUGGAAGCAAGAAAAGAAAAGUUCACCUAAAAAGCAAGCAAAGGGAAGAUUUCAGCAACUCAUCAUCUGAUUCUGAGAUUGAAGAGGAGAGAGGCAAACUUGUCAAAGCUCAGAUAAAUAAAAAAAAGCCCAAAACAGCUGCAGUGUUUGAUUUAUGGGAAGCACAAGAUAUUCCGACAGGCGAUGAACAUUUUCUCUCAACUACUAAGAGAAUCAAUGUUAAGAAACCAAAGACAAUCAGCAGGAAGACUUCUCAGUUAGUAGCUGUUGAAGUUUGUUCACCUGGUGCAUCAUACAAUCCAACAUAUGAAGAUCAUCAGUCUUUGCUUCAAAUGGCUCAUAAUGUGGAGUUAAGAAAAGUGAAAGAAACAGAAAAACUGAAAAGACAAGUGAAGCUCUUGACUGCAGAGGAGGCAGCUAAUUUGCCAACAUGGAAUGAAGAGAUGAGUCAAGGAUUAUUUGCUGAAAAUGAUGCAGAGGAUGAUGAGAAUGAAAAUGAUCAUGAAAGUGCCCUUGCGGCUCCUGUGAGAGCUUUCAACAGAAAAACAAAACAGCAAAGGACGAAAGAAAAACAGAAACAGGAGGAAGUAAAGAGACUUGAGACAGAAAGAAAAGAAAAGAGGCAACAAAACGAGAUUUUUAGAUUAAAAGCUCUGAAGAAAGAAAUGAAAAUAGCUGAUGAGGAAGCUGAAAAAAGGAGAAGGAAGAAAAAAGAAACAGAGAGAAGUUCUUCAAUUAAACCUAAAAGACUUAGCAAGCACAAAUAUGAAUCACCAGAUUGUGAGGUUCAGCUGAGUACAGAGCUGACUGGAAGUCUCCGCACCUUAAAGCAAGAAGGAAACUUAUUUGAAGACAGAUUUAAGAGCCUCCAGCGAAGAAAUAUCAUUGAAACAAGACUUCCUGUCAAACCCUACAGAAAAUACAAGCAAAAAACAUAUACAAGAAAAUCACGUGAUAGGCCUUGUAUAAAGGAAAUAUAGAUUGAUCCAAAAGAAAUUAUGAACAGGUGAAUUACACAAGAAUUCGGAUGAAGCAGUUUUUUUUUCACACAUAAAGCCAUUUUUUCCUAAUUUGUCAGAACAAAUUUCAAUGUUAUUUCACCUUCGAUUUUAUCAACCAAAUGCGUUAACAUGUAGUUCUAAUGAUUGGAAAGAAAAAGAGGAAAUAAAACAUUGGACCAAUAAAACGGUACAUUCAUUUAGCUUUGUAAAAAAACAGUCUAUUAGUGUAUUCGUAACGACUCCUUUCGUUUUGAUAUUUUUCUUUGACUUGGACAAGACAGUAAUAAAAUUCUUAUUUUAUUGA
Pocillopora damicornis (cauliflower coral) is the source of this 1622-nucleotide messenger RNA. RefSeq names its product ribosome biogenesis protein NOP53. Gene Ontology annotation, biological process: rRNA processing; ribosomal large subunit assembly. The record is from RefSeq and is a predicted model, not a curated record. Lineage: Eukaryota; Metazoa; Cnidaria; Anthozoa; Scleractinia; Pocilloporidae. Gene Ontology annotation, cellular component: nucleolus. Gene Ontology annotation, molecular function: 5S rRNA binding.